Messenger RNA from Microcebus murinus (gray mouse lemur), 912 nucleotides. NCBI's taxonomy places the organism in Eukaryota, Metazoa, Chordata, Mammalia, Primates, Cheirogaleidae. The record is from RefSeq and is a predicted model, not a curated record.
AAUACUAAUUCUUCCAAAGACAGACUCUUGCUGUUUCUCACAGGAGUGAGCAGUUUCUGCUUCCUUUCUUUCUUUUUCUUUUCUUCCAGAUAAGAGCCUCUUAACCAUAAUAGAAAGGAUGGAGGACUAUUAAUCACCUUUAUUCUGUGGGCUGUGAUCCUCAGAUGAGAAUACCAAGGGAAUCAGAUGAAAAUGGCAAGUGACCUGGACUUCUUCCUGCUCGACUUUCUUGCCUGCCUUGUCUUGGUCCAGCUGCUCACGCCUUGCUCAGCUCAGUUUGCCGUACAUGGACCCCCUGGGCCCAUCCUGGCCAUGGUAGGUGAAGACGCUGAUCUGCCCUGUCACCUGUCCCCGACAAUGAGCGCAGAGACCAUGGAGCUGAGGUGGGUGAGAUCCAGCCUUAGGCAGGUAGUGGCCGUGUAUGCCGGUGGAAAGGAAGUGGAAGACAAACAGACCCCAGAGUAUCGCGGGAGAACUUCCGUUCUACGAGACCACAUCACUGCAGGGAAGGCUGCUCUCCGAAUACACAAUGUCAGAGCCUCUGACAGUGGAAACUACCUGUGUUAUUUCCAAGAUGGCAACUUCUAUGAAAAAGCCAUCGUGGAGCUGAAGGUAGCAGCACUGGGUGCUGAUCUUCACUUGGAAAUGAAGGGUUAUGAGGAUGGAGGGAUCCAUCUAGUCAAUCACCCCUGGUACCCAGCCCACACUCCAGUGGAGAGAUGCCAAAGGGAGGUCAUCCCAGCUGUGGCAGCACCUGUGCAGACAAAGUCCUGUAUGCAAUGGCACGCCAGUGAUCAUGAGAGGAAGCCUCCGGGAGGGGUAUCCUGUACCAUCAGAAAUUUCCUCCAGCAGGAAAAGACAGCCAGGAUUUCCGUCGCAGGGUCGGUACCCUGCUUCCCUGUGCUGAGCUGA